CACACUCAGAUACGUUUUCACUUCGGGCGGAUGGAUACUGGAGGUGUUUUGAAUGUGAAAAGGUCUAUCUGUCCUUGAAAUUAGGUCGUCUGCAUUUAAACCGAGUCAUCAUGUGCGCACGUCCUUGUUUGAAAAAAAGGUCAUCCCCGUGACGAUGUUACGUUAGGUCCUUGGACAAACCAGUACAUCAAGUUCGACUCUGGAGGAGUCUUCUAGAAAUCUGAGUGACGUGUUCAGGCCAAGUUCGCGAUGUCUUUGAAGUCAUGCGUGGCUUGCCACGAGUGGGCUAAUUUCUAAACUCUGUCAAGCGGUCUGUCUGCGUUUAAGCCCGACCUUCACUCAUUUUUGUUAUCGUCGACAACUUUUUUUUCGGUGGAGAGUGUGUCAGACCCCAGCCACACAAGUUGACAGGUUAACGGGUCAAGACUGAACCGCCGCCACGUCCAAAGGGGGAGAAGAUGACUUCUCAAUCGCUGUGCCUCGUGGUCGACAGAUGCGGGAAUAUAAAAGGAACUGGGCGGCCGAUCGCUUAACUUGUCAUCGUCUUAAACUUGGACUUAGACAUUAGAUUGUUACCGUGCUCGUAAAGAGGUUCUCGUGCCUUUCGAACUGCUCGAAAUCAAGGUUUAGAAAAUUAAGGCGGCUUUAAUCAUCAAAACGCCUUGUGAAACGAUGGAGUUCGUUCACGCCAUAGGACGCCCAGUAUUACCGGACUUCACUGCUGGGAUCCAUGCCGGGAAAGGAUCCAUUUUACCGGCGCCGCUGCAGCCAACGCACGGUGCGACGCCUUUCUUGAUCGAGGACAUUCUCAAUCGCCGCACUCCAAACUUCCCACCAGUUCUACCGACCCGAGCCCCGCCGUGCAAACCCGCACAAUCCCCCACGAGCUCGGCUCCGCAGACCGGUGCGACCACCUCACCGAAACCGGCAGAUUGUGACGAUUCUGUGAGUGAAAACAAGCAGAAAAUGCCGUCAUCGGAGAGUUGUUUUUCGUUCACCGCUAUUCCCACUGUUCCGAAAUGUUUGGGGUUCGCCACGUGCACGGCCGCCGUGUGUGUCUGCAGGGAGCGCGGGAGCCUAGCCGACGGCGACCCGGACCGAUGGCCGUUCCUUAUUCGUACCUCCGCCGGCUACUGUAUCCCCUCGCUUUUUCCAUCCGAGACGACCAGCGGCACCCUCCGAAGUAGGAGACGCAAGGCACGCACCGUGUUCGUCGACUCCCAGCUACGGGGGCUGGAGGCGCGAUUCCAGGCGCAGAAAUACCUGUCCACCCCGGAGAGGAUCGAGCUGGCCGUGGGCCUCGGACUGUCUGAAACACAGGUAAAAACAUGGUUUCAGAACCGCCGCAUGAAGCAAAAGAAAGACACCGCAGGACCCCGGGAGCCCCACCACACCAAGCCAGCCGGCACACGGGACGGACGGACGGUUGGGACGGGGACGAGGGACCAGGCGACAGCUGGUGAGACCGUGGGGGAGUAAGCAGCUCUGCGCCCAUGAGCUGCCAUACUGAUGAUGGACCCUUCUUUCAGCCGGGACGGACAAUUUGGAACCCUCAAUUCGUGCUUUUGGGCUGAAUAGCAGUGUCAUGCCAAUAUGAAAAUGUUAUUGACUAUUUUCGUAACUUAUAAACGAUGUUUAGACGGAGAAGUCCCAAUAAACAUUUUGAUGCCGACUCAUCUUUUCUACAGGCUUUGCUACAAAGGAAAUAAAGAGAAAUAUGUUAAACAUUGGACAAAACAAGCAUAAGUUCAUUAAGUGUGUUCUGAAUGUAUACAUUCAAAAGUUGACAAUAAUUAUGAUUGUCUAUAAUUUUAGUCUCUAAAAAUAUAACGAUGUGUGCGUCUGCGCCUAUAAACAGUUGGCGAAAUGACGGAAACGGUACUAAGUAGAUGAAAGGUUCAGAGUGUUUCACUGUCUGUAAAUAAGUGUAAAUAAUACCUAAAACUUAAUGCUAGAAAUAGAAGUUAAGUCUCGUUAUAGCUUUUACAUAUUUGAAAUAAAUUUUGCCACGUUUGAGCAAUGUGGAAGCAAUAA
Molecule: messenger RNA, 2034 nt
Organism: Patiria miniata (bat star)
Lineage: Eukaryota; Metazoa; Echinodermata; Asteroidea; Valvatida; Asterinidae
Product: homeobox protein Nkx-6.1-like
Exons: 3
Coding region: 673-1479 (268 amino acids)
Biological process (GO): regulation of DNA-templated transcription
Molecular function (GO): DNA binding; DNA-binding transcription factor activity, RNA polymerase II-specific
Source: RefSeq, a predicted model, not a curated record